Messenger RNA from Cladophialophora immunda, 1491 nucleotides. RefSeq lists its product as uncharacterized. The coding region runs from base 40 to 1404 and encodes 454 amino acids. The record is from RefSeq and is a predicted model, not a curated record. The transcript has a single exon. Lineage: Eukaryota; Fungi; Ascomycota; Eurotiomycetes; Chaetothyriales; Herpotrichiellaceae.
CUUUUCCAUUCGCCAAAUCUAGUCGAAUUGAUCGGGAUCAUGGCGACGAUAUUCCCGCGUCGGGCCAGCUUCGUAUGUCGCUCAUGCCAGAAGCUCUCUGCGGUGAAAUCCAACCGACGACAAUUCAUCUCGCAAGCCGCCAGCCCCCCGAAGCAGGAACCCAUCGUCCUCCCCAAGCCGCGCAGACGCAUAACAGUGCCGUUAACAAGAAAGGCUGGCCCUGUGACAGCGGAGUCAUCCUCAGACAGCAACAGCUCUCCGUCAAGACGAAGCUCCCCUGCAGCGAUCAAUAGGACUUCAGCCGAAGUUUCUUCACACAGCCGCGAUCCGGCCCGCAGACUCAACGAGUUCCACAAAUUCGUCGCGCAGAUCCAGUCGAGCAAUGCUGCGGCCGACAAGGACGAUGUGCUUGAAGCGCUGAUGGACAUGUACGAGUUCGCGGGCGUGCUGGUGCACGGGACGGGCAAGAUGCCGCAAGAGACAGCCGCGAGGACAACAACCACACAAGGCAGGGAAAUGGGAGACGCACUCCUUCAAGAUCUGGCCGAGGACAAGUCGUCGUCACGACUGCAAAGCGUCGGCGUGGCGAUCGACUCGAUAUCGGUGCCCGGCACAGAGCAGAUGUCUCUCUCCUUCCGCGAAGACGCGGCCAAGCGUGUCUCGCAGCUCGCCUACGACCUCCUCCGCGACCCCAAGGUCUACAUCACCGAAGACAUGCUCCAGAUGUACGUGCGCGUCCAGUGUCUGCUGGGGCGACCCGAAUACCUCCCGGAGAUCUUCCACCUCUACGCCACCAAGAAAAUCCCCGCCGCGGACAGCAAGCCGGUCCAGUACUCGAAUCCGUGGCCGAAGCUGCCCAAGUACGCCGUCCCGCUCGACCUCGCGGAAGCGGCCCUCGAAUCCGCCAUCCUCAAGAAGAACCUCUCCCUCGCCCUGGCCGUCAUCGACACGACGGUGGGGGCGCCGGCGUUCCGCACGAACAAGGCCCUCCGCCGCGGGAGCGUGCCUGGGCUCGUCGUCGGCGCGACACCCUUGAUCGCGUACGCGGGCGCCGACUGGGUCUCGCACUGGCAAAACACCAUGGACGUGGAGAUGGCCAAGUACACCGCCAUCGCCGGCGCCGUGGCGUACAUCGGCACGCUCACGACCAUCGGGUUCGUCGCGGUCACGACCUACAACGACCAGAUGCAGCGCGUCGUGUGGCGGCCCGGCACGCAUCUGAGCAGCCGGUGGCUCAGGGAGGACGAGCGGAGGUUCUUCGACCGGUUGGCCCUCGCCUGGGGCUUUCAGGAGCAGAGUCGCUGGGGCGAGGAGCACGGCGCCGAGUGGCAGAGGUUGAGGGAUGAGUGUGGGCUGAGGGACAUGAUCCUCGACAAGACGGAUCUGAUGGAGGGCAUGAAGUGAGUGGCGUCUCUAGAUAGAACGGUGUCUUUAAAAAAGACAAAGCUACACCUCUGGGUCUCUCUCCUGAAUCACGAUUAUUUCUCAUCA